AUGAACGACCUUUUCUCUACGAGCUCGUUCAAGAAGUAUGCGGACGCGAGCCCGCAGGGUGCGGGCGGCGGCGACAUGGAGGCCGGCGGCGAGAGCGUGGCGAACCUGGACAUGUUCUUCGAGGAGGUGGAGGCGGUGAAGGAGGACAUGCGCGGCUUCGAGACCCUGUACAAGCGGCUGCAGUCGACGAACGAGGAGACCAAGACGGCGCACGAGGCCCGCGCCAUCAAGUCCCUCCGCUCCCGCAUGGACGGCGACGUGGAGCAGGUGCUGAAGCGCGCCAAGGCCGUCAAGGCCAAGCUCGAGGCGCUCGACAAGGACAACGCCAACUCCCGCAAGGCCCCCGGCUGCGGCCCCGGCUCCUCCACCGACCGCACCCGCACCUCCGUCGUCGCCGGCCUCGGCAAGAAGCUCAAGGACAUCAUGGACGACUUCCAGGGGCUGAGGACGAGGAUGGCGGCGGAGUACAAGGAGACGGUGGCGCGGCGGUACUACACGGUGACGGGGGAGCACGCGGAGGAGAGCACGAUCGAGUCGCUCAUCUCGUCCGGGGAGAGCGAGUCGUUCAUGCAGAAGGCGAUCCAGGACCAAGGGCGCGGGCAGGUGAUGGACACCAUCUCGGAGAUCCAGGAGCGGCACGACGCCGUGAAGGAGAUCGAGCGCAGCCUCAUGGACCUGCACCAGGUGUUCCUCGACAUGGCGGCGCUCGUCGAGGCGCAGGGCCACCAGCUCAACGACAUCGAGAGCCACGUCGCGCACGCCAGCUCCUUCGUGCGCAGGGGCACCGUCGAGCUCGAGACGGCGCACGAGAUCCAGAAGGACAGCCGCAAGUGGAUGUGCUUCGCCGUCCUCGGCGGCAUCGCCAUCGUCAUCGUCCUCGUCACGCCCGUGCUCAUCAACCUCCACAUCUUGACGCUCAGAUGA
This is a messenger RNA of Brachypodium distachyon (stiff brome), 924 nucleotides long. Its product is annotated as syntaxin-124. The transcript is spliced from 2 exons. Lineage: Eukaryota; Viridiplantae; Streptophyta; Magnoliopsida; Poales; Poaceae. Gene Ontology annotation, cellular component: plasma membrane; endomembrane system; SNARE complex. The coding region runs from base 1 to 924 and encodes 307 amino acids. Gene Ontology annotation, molecular function: SNAP receptor activity; SNARE binding. Gene Ontology annotation, biological process: intracellular protein transport; exocytosis; vesicle fusion. The record is from RefSeq and is a predicted model, not a curated record.